Acanthoscelides obtectus is the source of this 2226-nucleotide messenger RNA. The record is from the annotation of a GenBank genome assembly. Lineage: Eukaryota; Metazoa; Arthropoda; Insecta; Coleoptera; Chrysomelidae.
ACAGGCAAAACUAGAAACCAAGGCCUUAAAAGCAAAACGUCCAGGUUUUACGGAUGACCGCUAUAACGAGACAUCUUACUACAUUGAAAAUGGUCGAUGGGUGGGGGAAAGAAUCCUGGACGUGUUUGCGCGGGAAUUCAGGGCACAUCCGGCCGAAGAAUAUGAACGGUGUAUCAAGGCGGGCACUCUCACCGUUAACUACGAAAAAGUGCCCACCGAUUACCGGCAUGAGGUACCGGUCACAAGUCAACCGAUCACCAUCGUGCACCUGGAUGAGGAUGUUGUCGUCGUCAACAAACCUGCUUCGAUACCUGUUCACCCUUGUGGCCGAUAUAGACACAACACGGUGGUGUUCAUCUUGGCCAAGGAGUACAACUUGAAGAACCUCAGGACAAUACACAGGUUGGACCGGCUGACGAGCGGCCUGUUGCUUUUCGGGAGAUCCCCGAAGAAAGCCAGGCAAAUGGAGCAUCAAAUCAGAAACAGAUUGGUCUCCAAGACGUACGUGUGUCGAGUAGAGGGAGAAUUUCCUGAGGGCACAGUGGAAUGCAUAGAGCCAAUAGAGGUAGUUAGCUACAAAAUAGGAGUUUGUAAAGUGUCACCGAAAGGCAAAGACUGUGUUACGCUCUUCCAAAAACUCAGCUAUAAUGGGAAAACUAGCGUCGUUCUCUGCAAACCGAAGACUGGAAGGAUGCACCAGAUCCGCGUACACCUGCAGUAUUUAGGUUACCCAGUAGUGAACGACCCGUUAUACAAUCAUGAAGUGUUCGGCCCAAAGAAAGGAAAAGACGGAGACUUAGGAGGCAAAACAGACGAGGAGCUAGUGAGAGAUCUGAUUCACAUCCACAACGCCGAAAACUGGCUUGGAAUGGACGGUGAUAGUGAGAUGGCCAUAUUCAACGCUAGAAAAUCAGAAAUAGAUGAUACUUUAGUUGAACCUCUUGUGCCUAAAACCGACGUUCUGGAAGACGACGAUGCCAUGACGCUGGCAUCUCGCGAACAAUCCCCAUGCCAGGAGGAAUCCUCAGCGGGCACCCCAACGCCUCCUGUAGUUACGCCUCCACCGCUUGCAACCGUAAGCCCCUCCCCACCGCCGCCGAUGGCCUCGAACGAUGCCAAGGUCACAGUGGCCACGCAGACGGGUCAAGAGGCGCCAGAUAUGGCCUUCAACCAGGACAAGAUGACGGUGGACCAACACUGUUACGAGUGCAAGGUGCGCUACAGGGACCCGAAGCCCGAGGAUCUGGUUAUGUAUUUGCACGCGUGGACCUACACGGGACCUGAUUGGUCAUUCCAAACCGAACUUCCGGGAUGGGCGAAAGAGGACUGGAUCGAACCAAACUUGGCGUCGACAUGAUGUCGAGCAAUGUAGAGCUUCACAUCAGUUGUGUUUUUCUUUUUUAUAUGUUUAUAAAAACGCUCUGUCUUCAUAUUUAGCUAUAAUUAUGAGAUGUUACGACAAAAGGCAGGGUCCAAGAUUGUACUCACUAAAUAUAUUUAAGGUGAAGGAUGUAGUGCUGGCAUAUGAUUAACAGCAGAUCCAUUGAUCAUAAUCAAUGUAUCGCGAAUCGUUUUAAUAUCAGGGUUACUAAAUAAAUGGCACUAUCUUGAAACGACGACAAUCGAAAUUUUUUAUUCAUACUUUCAUGAUCCACUGGUUGGACAAGAAAACCGACUAUUUCGGAGUAAGAUUAAUAUAGUUAUAUUUUCUUACCUAAAAGAUUUAACAGGGAUACAAGUAGAGACUAUGACGUACGAUUUCCGUGAGGAUUGGUGGAUCUGACUGAUUUUAAAGCAGUUUUUUGUAUAUGUAAAGGUAUGAUCAAAGAAUGUUUUAAUUUGUUAAUACAUCUCAGUAUUAUCAAUCAUGAGUGAUAUGUGACACAAAUGACUUGACAUUUGUGGACACAAAGCCAUAGUUAAAUUUUUGCAUUCUAGAGCUUUCACCAUUUCAGAUCUACUUCAGUUACAAAAACAGUGUUUAAUGUAUAUGGUCUAAGGGAAGGAAUCAAAAACAUCAUAGUUAUUACAGAUGACGUUUGUUUGUUGGUUUGAGAUUUAUUUAGCAUUAACGCUACAAUAUCUAUAAUAUCCAUAUUACACAGUAUAUCACAAAAUAUAUUAUGUCUUCAAGACUAUAUAUUUUUAUACAAAGUUUUACUACUUUGAAUUCUGGUUUUACAUGAGAUAUUUUUUCAAUUUCCCUUUGAACAUUUUCAACCUGAC